AUGGAAAAAAUUCAAGUCUAUUUAGUUCAAGGACCCAGUUGUUCUGGUAAGACAACAUUAUCGAAAUAUCUGUAUAAUAAGUUGAUUAGUAUAGAUAUACCUACUGUAUUGUUAUCAACUGAUAUGUACUACAAGACAUUUAAAGAUAAACUUACGUAUGAUAAGAUAAUUGGCUAUGAUUUUGAUAAUCCAGCCGCUCUAAACUGGGAUGCUUUAUCAGAUACAUUUAAAGCUUAUGGUACAAGACAAAGAGAGAUUCCAAUAUCAAGUUAUUCAUUCCAAACCAAGAAGCAGGAAAUAUUUAAAAUUGAUAACAUUUAUCCUAAAGUUAUAAUUUUAGAAGGAAUUUACUCUUUUAAUUUAUUUAGUAAGAAAUUUUUUAAUAUUAAAGAAUUUUCAUGA
Hepatospora eriocheir is the source of this 402-nucleotide messenger RNA. Lineage: Eukaryota; Fungi; Microsporidia; Hepatosporidae. The record is from the annotation of a GenBank genome assembly.